CUGACCGCGCUGAGGGAACCUCCCCCCGCGGCUCCUUAGCCACUCGUUGCGCCCACUGCGCUCGGAGGCGCGGGGUGACUGACUAUACCGCAGACCCGAGCUCGAGCCGUGCGGACCGAGGGACGUGACGUGUCGCACAAGCUUAAGGCAAGCGUUCCCACUAGGCACAGCUCAAACCCUACCCCGCCUUCUGCGCCAGACACGCUUCGCGUUUCCUACGGCUUUCCGUAGUCCCGCUGAGUCUCGCGAGACCGUGGCAGCCCGCCGCAAAGAACGCUUCCGGGAGGUUACCGUGGCGCGGCCGAGUCUUUCGGUUUGCAGGAGCGCGGGCUCGGGAGCCGGAUUCCGGCGGGCUGGCCAUGGACCGCGAUUUGCUGCGACAGUCCCUGGGCUGUCACGGCCCGGCAUUGCUGUCGCUGCUGCGGAGCGAGCAGCAAGACAACCCGCACUUCCGGAGCCUCCUAGGCACGGCGGCCGAGCCCGCCCGCGGGGCGGCACCUCCUCAGGGAGCUGGCAGGAAAGAGAAGAGAGUUGACAACAUAGAAAUACAAAAAUUCAUCUCCAAAAAAGCAGACCUGCUUUUUGCACUGUCUUGGAAAUCAGAUGCGCCUACGUCCUCUGAAGUGCAUGACGACAAUGACAAUCAUUAUGCGGUCAUGCCACCAUUAGAGCAGUUCAUGGAGAUCCCAGGCUUGGACCGGAGGGAGCUGUUUUUCCGAGAUAUUGAACGUGGUGAUAUAGUGAUUGGAAGAAUCAGCUCUAUUCGAGAGUUCGGUUUUUUCAUGGUGUUGAUCUGUUUGGGAAGUGGCAUCAUGAGGGACAUAUCUCACUUAGAGAUCACAGCUCUUUGUCCCUUAAGAGAUGUGCCUUCUCACAGUAACCAUGGAGAUCCUUUAUCGUAUUACCAAACUGGUGACAUAAUUCGAGCUGGAAUCAAGGAUAUUGACAGAUACCAUGAAAAGCUUGCAGUAUCUCUGUACAGCUCAUCUCUUCCACCACACCUAUCUGACAUUAAACUAGGUGUGAUUACUUCUGAAGAGCUACCUUUGUACUACAGGAGGAGUGUUGAACUAAAUAGUAAUUCUUUGGAGUCCUAUGAAAAUAUCAUGCAGAGUUCUCUGGGAUUUGUUAAUCCAGGAGUAGUUGAAUUCCUUCUAGAGAAACUAGGAAUAGAUGAAUCUCAUCCACCAUCAUUAAUGAGAGGCCUACAAAGCAAAAAUUUCUCUGAAGAUGAUUUUGCUUUGGCUUUAAGAAAGAAGCAGUCAGCAUCUUGGGCUUUAAAAUGUGUGAAGAUUGGGGUCGAUUAUUUUAAGGUUGGACGACAUGUGGAUGCUAUGAACGAAUACAAUAAAGCUCUGGAAAUAGACAAACAAAAUGUGGAAGCUCUGGUAGCUCGUGGAGCAUUGUAUGCAACAAAAGGAAGUUUGAACAAAGCAAUAGAAGAUUUUGAGCUAGCAUUAGAAAACUGCCCAACUCACAGGAAUGCAAGAAAAUACCUCUGCCAGACUCUUGUAGAAAGGGGAGGGCAGUUAGAAGAAGAAGAAAAGUUUUUAAAUGCUGAAAGUUACUAUAAGAAAGCUCUGGCUUUGGAUGAGACUUUUAAAGACGCAGAGGAUGCUUUGCAGAAACUUCAUAAGUAUAUGCAGAAAUCUUUGGAAUUAAGAGAAAAACAAGCUGAAAAGGAAGAAAAGCAGAAAACAAAGAAAAUAGAAACAAGUGCAGAAAAGUUGCGUAAGCUCUUAAAAGAGGAGAAAAGGCUAAAGAAGAAAAGAAGAAAAUCAUCAUCUUCCUCUUCAAGUGUUUCUUCUGCUGAUGAAUCCGUUUCUUCUUCCUCAUCUUCUUCCUCUUCUAGUCACAAACGGCAUAAGAAAAGUAAGAGGAAUCGCUCAGAGUCUUCUCGCAGUUCAAAGAGGCACUGGUCUAAGACAUCUUUGAGUCACAUAGAUCAGAAUAGGAAAGAUGACUGCUACCCAGUUCCAACUAAUACUUCAGCAUCUUUCCUUAAUCAAAAACAAGAAGUGGAGAAACUGCUGGAAAAACAGGAUAGGUUACAGUGUCCAAGCACACAGGUAAAAGAGAAAGAGCGAUGCCUUCUCACAUCUUCAGCUGAAGUGCCAGAUGACUUGGGAGGUAGGUCUGAAGACACACGAGAUUUCUACAAUAGCUAUAAAACCCACGCAGGUAGUAGCAAAACUGAAAAGCCAUAUAAAUCAGAAAAAUAUUUCUCCAAUAGGAGAAAUUCCUUGGAUUCCUUCUGUAGGAAUUCAGAGGACAAGAUGAAAGCAUCUAGUUACAGGAGAUGUGAAAAGGACUCAGAGGGAAGAAAAGACCACUCUAGAAGGUGGGAGCCGGGGUCUGUGAAGUACUCUGCUUCACCAGCAAGUUCAGACUACUCUUGGAAGUCACUUGAAAAACACAAAAAAUACACUUACUCUGGAUCACGUGACAGUAGACAUGAGGCAAGAUAUCAGUUAAAUACAAGUCAAGGAGAACGUGCGUAUGACAAGGACAGCUGUGGGGAGGGGGACAGAGCCGAGGCUCCAGAAGAGACCCUGACUAGCAGAGAGCAGCCAGAAAGCAGAGUGAAGAAAAAUUUACCUCAGAAUUUACUCAAUAUAUUCAAUCAGAUAGCAGAAUUUGAGAAAGAAAAAGGAAAUAAGCCAAAAAAAUAAUUUGCUUAGAAAAUUUUCACUAAGUUUUUAGAAGUUUGGGGAUGCUUUAAUCUAACAAACGGUUCUGGAUCUAAAAUUGUACCAAAUUACAAGAAGUUUCUCAGUUUCAGUUAUCAGUCCUCGCCAUAGUCAGUGAUGCAGGAGUGUGGGUCUGUGCAGAUGUAACUCAUUCUGGCAGUCUAAGCUUUUCUCCUAAAGCUAUUUCUGAGCACUUUGUUUCUUCAUGUUUGGGGUUUGUGAGAACCCUGUGCCUAUCAUAUUUCGCUGUUGGAGAGAAAUACGUUUACGUUGAAGAGUUGGAUUGUUUUAUCAAAAAGUACUUCAUUCUCUUUUGUUAAAAAGCCCUUAGCUUCUGAGGGGAAAUAUUUUAUGGCUAAAUGUCUCAACGGUACUAUUUUAAGUCAUUUGUUUUAAGCAUUAAAAUUUUUGCACCAUUUCAUUUUUAAGUGAUAAAUUAUGACUUGAUUUACCUCUAACACCUGAUAUAAAUGGUUUGUGAAAAUUGUUUUUUUCCCAGCUUUAACAAAAUACCUUAAGAAUAAGACCAUGAAAGUUGGUUAAUCAGAGCCUGCUUUACUUAUUUCUCCAUUAUUAUUUUUACUUAAUGGUUAUGUUCAUAAGAAAAAUUUUAACUUUAAGUAUUUACAAAAUUCUUAGGGAAUUAUAGACAAGACAGAUGAGAAUAGGAAAUAACUGCUAGUAAAAAUAGCAGCAGAGAAGCACCCUGUGAAUCUGGUCGCCUUCUGUCUUAACCUCGCAAAUGCUUGGGAAGUCAGUAGGCAUGUUUCUAAAUAGUGGAGGGCUGGCUUGAAGUUCCCUCUUCUUCUACUCUAUUACCUUCUCUGUUGAUGUCUUUUCUCUGAAUCAUAGCGAAGGACAGAAUCAGUUCUAGGCCUCUGCAAUGGCUCAGUAGAUAAAAGACUAUCCAAACUGAUGACCUGAGUACAGUCCUAAGACUCAAGGCCUAGGGAGAGAACUGACUCCCAGUGCGUGUCCUCUGACAGCCAUACACAAACACAGUACACACAAACAGCUAACGAAGGAAUCUUAGACUGCCAGAGAACAUCUCUGAAUUACUAAAAAUUGAAUAGUGGACUCUUGGGAGAUAUUAGUAGGUAUCAUAGCUGUUGUACUUAUGAUGCUCUUCAAUUAACCUUCUAGAAAGUGUAAAUAAGCACCAGGUGGCAGUGAUUACACGCCUUUAAUCCCAGCUCUCAGGAGACAGAGACAGGCGGAUCUCAGAGUUCAAUCAAGGUCAGCCUGGUCUACAAGAGCAGAGUUACUUCCAGGACAGGCACCAAAGCUACACAGGAAAAAAAAGAAAAAGUAAAUGGCAAUGAGAUUUUAAUCUCUUCUUGGUCAUUGGAUAGGAUCCACAACUGUAGAUGGUAGUUUCUGUCCUGCCCAAUCCUGCAGCCAUUCAGUCCCAAAGAAGCACACAGAGUCUUACAUUAAUUAUAAACUGUGUAUCUUAUUGCCCAGGCUUAUUACUUCUAGCUUUUAUAACUUAAAAUUAUCCCAUAAUUCUUACACGUGUUUAGCCAUGUAGUUUGGUACCUUUUCUCAAGCAUUCUCAUCGUGCUUCUUCUGCUUCUGGAUGUCUCGCCUAUACUUCCUGCCUGGCCAAUCAGAGUUUUAUUAAUCCAAUAUGAGAGACAAAUCUUUACAGUGUACAAGAGUAUUAUCCACAGCACACCACAGACAUAACAUGAGGAAGAUGAGGGAGUGGCAGGAAAAGAGGACUAAUUGCAUGUUUGUUUAUACCAGUAAAAUACUAAAACUUUAGUAAUGAUAUAUACUAUUUGUACCAAAUUAUAGUGAUAGAAAACUACUGUAAAAACACAAUAGGAAAAACCUUGAUUAAGAACAAUAAAUAAUGGCAGCAGAAAUUGGAGAAUCACUUCAAUGUUAGUUUCUGUACCAAGGAACUCAUUAUCACUAUUAUUGGGCAGGGAAAACAGUGAGCGUGUGUGCUACAUAUGUGGAGAUGGGAGGACAACUUGAGGGAGUCAGUUCUCUUCUACCUCAUGGGUCCCAGGAGUCACACUUGGGCUCGACAGACAGUACUCUAUCCACAGAGCCAUUUUGACAGCCCAGCCCCGAGGAACUCUUAGGCGUGCUCAAUGUAGUAAUCAUUCCAGUUUUAGUCCUAUCUAGUCCUCCAUAGUGGGAGUUUGUUGUUGUUAAAAAGUAGAAACACCUCCCUGCACGCUACUUUAUCUUUGAGAAUUCCUAGUACACCUUAUACUCUUACACAUAAUAUCUUACUUAACCCUUAGGAGAGUGCCUUGUGGAGUAGGCUGUCAGAAUUUGGAAACUACAGGCUUCCUAAUAGGAUUACAUCUUUCUUAAUAGGAAUAGACAUACUAAUUUAAGCAGUCUGCACUAAUCUAAGCAUCCAGUUCCUUGGGUUAUUUAAGGAGUCAUCACAGGAAAAAAUAUUGCGGAUUUUAAUUGAUCCUCAGUGGUGGCUUCAGUAGUUUCUUCCACAUUACUAUGUCCAUAGUGUAUAUUUACCCCGGUUAGCUUUGUCCUGUGACUUCUGGGUGUUCAGAUAACUCCAGAUCUGUAAACAGGUUGAUCCUUUGUCUUGCCAUUUAGCAUUAUUAUAUGCGGUUUUAGUAAUAUAAAUGUGGAUGCUGGGCAUUGCAGACUAGGGGCUAGAAGUAACUCCAUAGGUAGAAAUUAACUACUUAAAGUACAAUUACUAUGCUUCAAAGCCAGUAUGUUUUGCUUAUAUCUUAUGUUACUUCAAUAAGACCUGAUAAGUUAACCAUCCUUGUAUUACAAGGAAAAAAGCAUAGAAAAGUAAGCCUCCUAGUAAGAAACAAAACCCUUGCCUUCAUAUAACACCAAAUUUAAUGUUUUAAGUUCCUAAUAACUUACAAAGUAAUAUAUGACUGAGAAUCCCAAUAUUGGUAAACAAAAUGAUGAUGGAUUAAACGUCAUACGCUUUUGGCAGCAUUCAACUAUAAAGUGCCCACAAUUUUCUUUGCCAUUUCAGUUAUUAGACUUAACUAUACCUUCCUGUUCUGAAUUAAAAGCGAUCAUCAGUAGAAACAGAUUUACUAACACUACUGCUUUUUCAGUAGUAACUGAGUAGUGGGUCUAAGACAAUCACUCUUGUAAUGAGUAUUUUUCCCAAGGUUUAAAGAUAUGCUCCUUUAUCUACCUGAAUGCUAAUGUAUUUAAAUCUAGCUUUAUAGUAGUAGUUCACACUCUCAUCCAAAAAGUUCAAAGUGCUGGAAAAACUAAUUUUAAAUAUAAUAUGCAAUAUCUACCUCCAUUGUAAAUUUAAUAUGUUCAGUUUUUUCAAGAUCAGAAUAGAGACAGCAACUUAUGUAUACAUAUAUAGGGAUAAGUAUAUAUGGACACACACAUAUAUACAUAUACAAUGCUUUUCCUACCGAGGGAGUAUAAAUGUUAAUGAUGCUGUCUUUCGUUACAAAUUAAAACCACCACCACCACCCUCCACCCCAACCCCCCCCCCCCCCCCGCAAUAAAAGGCCUUUAACAGGUAGGUGUGUGUUACCCUCGGGAAAAAGAAUAGGGGAAUAUUGUUGUUGUUUGCUUUUUGUUUUUAAUUUUAAAAAGUAAUUUUGUGAUUUAGAGUAAAUGAAAAUUUCCUUAUUGAGAUAUGCAGUGACUCUUUAGAAGUGUAUUCCUGAAAGAAUCUUACUUCAUAUAUGUGUGACUUCAUAAAACAUCUAACACUAUAGACAUCAGUGUUCUAGUAAAAAAAAAAAAAAAAAAACUGAUUUCCCUCUGCCUAAUCACGUGUGGCCUGCCUAAGGUUCUGCAGUUUCCUUCUCUAUGAGGGGGGAGGGGGCUCCUUUGUCUGGUCUGCAGUACUUCCAAUACUAUUUUAGUAGGCCUAUAUCGUUAAUAAAUGGAACCCCAGAAAAAGGAAGACUUAAUGAGAUUUUCAUUUGUGUUCAAAAUUUGUACAAGAGAUUAAAAAAAAUCAUUUGCUGGGCUUUUUUCCUUUUGGAGUACUUGAAUUACUGCCAUUACUAGCUGAUCUAGAACUACUGCUUCCUGUUGGAGAUUCUGGGAAGCUGAGCUGUAAUACUUUAACUGAAGGUGGAGAAACAGGAGAAAUUGUGUCCUCAAGCGACCUAAAACAAGAAAGGAUUUACUGUAAACUUAAUGCAAAAUGUACUUUUAAAAGAUCUAAUUGGCAAAAAAGUAUCAUAAUUCCAUAAGUAAAGAACAAGAAAAACCAUUAAUGUUAAUAAAAUUUAAAAGUAUGACCAUUCUUUCAAAAGAAGAAAUGAACAUAGUUUAAUUAAAUAGUUCAAUAGUUUCUGUGAGCAAGUUAUUUUCAACCGUAAUCAGUUUCUAAACGUAAAAAGUUUCAGUACAGAAAAUUUAAUAUGUAAUAGUAAAUAAUUUGGUUCUAAAAUAAUGUUUUAUAAAAAAGUACAGAAAAUUUAAUAUGUAAUAGUAAAUAUAUUGAGUGGCUUAAAAUAUGUAGAAGCAGGUUAUUAAACUUAAAAUACUGUCUUUGAGGAUGCUUUGUUUAGUUUUCAUGAAAGUUUCACAGACUAAUAAAAACUAGUAAAUAGCUGUCAACUGUAGGAGAUUAGAAAUCCUAAAAUUAGCUAAAAGUCAACAAAGACUUAGUGUCCAUGAUUUAUCCCACUAAUUUUUGGGUUGCAUUAAGCUAAGUAAGACAACCACAAAUAAAAGCUGAUUACAUAGGAUUUCACAUGAGCAGCUCUGAUUACAAAACUGUGCGUCUAACUUGCCCUUUUACAGUUUCAGAAGAUUUAAAUUUUCUCAGAAUUUGCCCAAAAUGUUAGCUAUAUCACCUCAAUUUUCACCCACCCUCAUUCCCCUAAAAUAGCUUACUAGUUACAAUGAGUAUGCCUGCAAGGUUGGCAGGUGCAGGAGUCUUGCUAGGCUGUGCUUGCAUAGUGAGGUUGCUGAGGUGAGGAGAGUGAGCAGCAUGCUGGUCAGCAGCAGCCCUGAGAGUUGAGCCCCCCCCCCCCACUUGAGUAAGCUUGCCCUUACCUGAUUGACCGCAGGGAAGACUGUGAAGAGGAUCUGGAGCUUGGGCCUUUAACUGUGGGUAGUUCUAACCCAUUCUGGAAGAAUAUCAUAUUGUAAUAAUAAACUAUCAUUAGUCCUGCAACAUUGUAGACGAAAACUAAUCAGAUACACAGACAUAUGCUCUAUUACCUGCUCAAAGUAUGUUUGAAGGAUAAUGUGCAUCUCAGCAUUUUCCAUGGCAUUGACUAACAUUUGGUCAAUGUCCUUGUGAAACUGUUUAAUCUCACGGAGUUGAAUGUCUUGCUCUUCUAGCGUUUCGUCAUUCGUCUCUUUCACAAUGCGGAUUUCUCUUUUGAGUCUUCCACACUGUUAAUAAUAACAGUCAAAUAUUAAACCUAAAUUCCACCAAGUUCAGGGAAGGGGGAUGAGUGCAUUUGGUACAUGACAGAAGUGAAUGCUAGGGACAGCUCUAAGAAACUACCUGCUUAGUCACGCGUUCUAAUUUCGGCUGCUGCUCCUCAGUCUCUUUGCGCAGUUGAAGGGAAUGAGUUUGUUUCUCUGAUAAUUUCUCUUUGAUAUUAUUUGCUAAGUGUUCUAUGACUUCAAAAGUAUUUUCCAUACUCUGUAGAAAACAAAAUAUCAACACAUUCAUGAUCAGAAUAAAAAAGACUAAAUUGCCAAUUGCCAGAUGGUCCCUCAAUUUUAAUUAUUGUAUCUGCUUAUAUAUAUACAUAUAUAUACUAUGUUUAGAGUAUUAAUGGAUAAGAAGUCUAAUGACACUGUUAGUUUUGAAUAUAAUUCCACUUGGAACUUUUUAUAGAACUGGAAAAAAUAGAAACAGUUACUUGAAAUUAUCCAGAGAUGCAUGCUGUGUGUCAUCUGUUCCCUUAGUUAGGGCCUACUUACUGAAGCAUGUUCUUCAGUCUUUGAGAGGUUUGUUCUAGUAUCUACUGUCACUAGAUUUUCUGUUUUAAAUUUUGUUUUUUAAAUCUUAUUGUGCUCUUUAAGUGAUUCAGUAAGGUCACUUAGUAAUGGUUAGUGAAUAAGUCAUAAUUGUCUAGAUGUGGUUGAUAACUAAUAAAGUUAUUGGCACCCAGCAAUAGGAUUUUAACUGAUUUACUUAAAUGUUUCCUUAACUUGUUUUUAAGUGAGGUGUAUGUUUCUUAUGGUCUGCUUCCCUGAAGAUGCUUUUCAUACAGGAUUGAGUAGUAAUGAUGGCAGUUGCCCUUUACUUAUGGCUAAUUACUAAAAAAACUACAGAAUUCA
This is a messenger RNA of Microtus oregoni (creeping vole), 8933 nucleotides long. It is a transcript of the gene Ttc14, whose product is annotated as tetratricopeptide repeat domain 14. Lineage: Eukaryota; Metazoa; Chordata; Mammalia; Rodentia; Cricetidae. The coding region runs from base 360 to 2672 and encodes 770 amino acids. The transcript has 12 exons. The record is from RefSeq and is a predicted model, not a curated record. Gene Ontology annotation, molecular function: protein binding; nucleic acid binding.